Messenger RNA from Eriocheir sinensis (Chinese mitten crab), 4559 nucleotides. RefSeq names its product rotatin-like. Bases 102 to 4559 code for a protein of 1485 amino acids. NCBI's taxonomy places the organism in Eukaryota, Metazoa, Arthropoda, Malacostraca, Decapoda, Varunidae. Gene Ontology annotation, biological process: ciliary basal body organization; centriole-centriole cohesion; centriole replication. The record is from RefSeq and is a predicted model, not a curated record. Gene Ontology annotation, cellular component: centrosome; centriole; ciliary basal body. The transcript is spliced from 24 exons.
UGAGAACUUUCAGCUGUGACAUCAAGAUCAAAAUCAUAGAAGGAGCGCGGAAUAUGUUGUUGUUUGUGUGUGUGCCCCGCCGCCCCGCCGCUCCCUGAGGCAUGGCAGGCCUCGCGGACACCAUCAGAAAGUUGGUGCACCCCAUUGUUGAGAUCCGGACCCGAGCUCUUGACUCCCUGGUUCAGAAGGUGGAGCUAGGAUUGGUGACCAGAGCAGAACUAGCCAGCUCAAACCCACCACUUGUGCACCAUCUCCUCAAACUGCUGCAUUUGGGCCCUCCAUCCACCACCACCAAGCCACUCCUCACACUACUGCUCCUCUUGGCUGAGGAUGAAGGUUCAAGGGUCAUACUGGCAGGCCCAGUGGUGAGGCAGCAGCUGCGGGAGCUGCAUUCUGUUGUUCCUGUUGACUUGCUGCCAAAAGUCACACUCCUUCUCAAGAAGCUGGGUCACACUGCUAAUAAUUGUACCGCUUCCUCAGAGGAAAGAGUUACUGAGUAUGAAGAGGCACCAGAUGCUCCAGAUUUAUGCCUCAGUCACCCUCCUGAUCCACAGUGCCUGAGGACUGAUGAGUAUGCUGAGGAGGGUGCCUGUGCGGAGAGUCUAUGUGACUGGACGAGAAUUCAAGACACUUCAGUUACUACUGCUGCUGGGGAGUCAGCCCUACAUUUCAUCACCUUCCCCUGGCAGGCACUGACAAAGAGUGACCAGCAUGUCUUGGAGUCCAGUGUGCGGUCCCUGAUGAGUGCCGGUGUAGCUGAAGUAAAGGCGGCACUUCUCUUCCUUGACACAGUGGUGGUGAGGGACUUUCCCCCAGAGGUGUUGCUGCAGCGGCCUGCUGUCCUACAGGUGGUGUAUGGCUGUCUGGAGGAACAAGGUGAGGAUGCGCACUACUUUCAGGGGCCUGCCUGUGACCUCCUGCACAGCCUGACAAAGCUUCUCACAGCCCGUGUCCACCACUUCACUGACCCUCACUCCCAGCCAGGCAGCGGAGAGGUUGUCUCAACCAUGUCAUCUGGGGUCACCAGUCCUUCCAACUUAACCCAGGUCAGCUGCUGCUCCCCUCACACCCACACUGCUCCCUACCAUGGCCCUCCAGACACAUUGGCUGGAGGAGGUGAGCCUCAGCCUUUCAGUGGGGUUGGUCAGGAGCUUCUUGGGUCAACCAUCCAUGAACAAGAUGAUGGUGAUGAGUUCAUCUUGUUGGGUCUGCAUCAGAUGACUGUCCCCAGCCACUGUGUGCGUGCCAUGAGAGCAGCUACCUCCUUACUGGCUUCCCGUAGACCAGACCUCCAGUCAGCCUCCCUACGUCUUAUGUCAGCAUGCAUUACACUCUUGCGAGAUUGUGUUCAUCCCAGUAUGCUGUGGAGGGUGUUAGUGGAGGGAGAGCCAUGUGAAGAAGAGGAGGAGGCAGGUGGAGAGGAGCUACUAGCCACUGAAGUCAAAACAGGAAUACUUAUGGUUAUUGGAACCCUGUCAGAUCUCAUUCUGACUGGCCUUGAGGCAAGGAAAGAGGCAAGGGGUGAGAGGUGGCUGAUGGUCACCCACUGCUGCUCCCUCUUCCUGUGUCAUGUCCUCACAACUCUUGUCCCUGCGGAAGCUGCAGUGCAGGUGAUAGACAACGCUGUUUGUGAUGCUGUUGUGAUGGUGCUGUGUGAUGGAGGCUUCUUCCUGCAGCAUCCAGAGCAUCACCACACUCUGCUGCAGUACUUGACUCAGGCUAACCCUACAUCAGCCAACGAGGUCAGGUGCCUGCUCUUUGCUGCCAAGUCUCUGGAGGCCACUUCUAAUUUCCUGAAGGCCUCUAACUCAGACCUUCAAGGAUUUCUUGACCUUGCUGAAAAGUCCCUACCAAGCUGUAGUGUUCUCCAAGAUGCUACCAUCUUAGAGAAAUUGUUGUGGGGUGUUGGGAGACAGGCAAAGGAGGGCAGUGUGUCUGAGGAACAGCUGGAACAGUCACGACACAUACUCCUCCAGUGCCUUCAUUCUCCUGUGCUCUCUGUGCGGCUUUAUGGGUAUAAGAGUGUGUUGAGGCUUGUUGAGUCUAGUGUUGGAGCAACCCAGACUCUAGAUACCAGCUGCAGCAGAUCACCAGCUGUCCUUAUCCUCUUGUCGCCAGAUGUAAUCAGGUUCAUCCUUUUUGCUGGAUGUGCUGAUGACAACAAAGAAGUUGCCAAUAUAGCACGAGAGUCCUUACUGACCCUGUUGCUUGGCCGUCCCUUGAUGAGUAGCUCCGUGUGGACUGUGGCAGCCAAGUGUUGGGGUGCUUGCUUACCUGACCUGCAGUGCCUGGCAGACCCUUCCUCCUCCCUGGGCCGAGCAGUGGACCAGACCUUUGAAGCUGUGUGUGAUAAAGAUAGCCCUGAGGCACUGCGCUACCAGCUGCAGUGUCUCUUUCUCCUACGUCGGGAGGCAAGGAGUGGACCCUUCUUCCAGUCCUGCCAGAAGCUCAAGCACAUGAUUCCAGACCUGUGCUUUGAUUCCCUACGCUACAGCAUCACUGUGCACAAUGAUCUCUUUAUCCUCAGGCAGCCCAUACACAUCAUGCGCACCUGUAACCUUGAGGCGGAGGAAGGAGGGCUGCUGAAGGUGGUGGAGUUGAUCCAUGGUGGAGGGACAGAGGCAACAGUGCAGAAAGCAGCUUGGACUCAGUUAGCUUUCCUCUUGGAAGACCCGAACCUCCACAAGGCAUUCAUGAGGUUGUGCUCCCUCCCAUUCCUUGUCCAGACCUUCAUCAACUCACUUAAGCGUGGAGAGGGUGAGGGUGUGAGACUGGAGUGUGUGCCUCGGGUAGUGGAAUGCCUCAGACUGUUGGCCACACACUCAGCGGAGGUUCGGCUCACUCUGCUGCAGGACCCAACCUUCCUCACUGCCCUGCUGGGAGCCACACUUCUCUUCUACGAGGACAUGCGCAUGAGAAGUCAAGCGUCAUGCCUCAUGGCUCUUGUGCUUUUCCAAGACCUCAUCAGCUUUUGGGACACAUUGGAGGAGAUAGGGGCAACACAGCUGCCUUCAGUGCCACAGCUUCUGGCCAAGGGACUCCACCUUCCAUUCCUUCACCGUACACACCCUUGGGGGGAGGACAGGGGUCUGUGCACAGAGAUGAGGGCUGUUCAUCACUUGCUGAAGGAGGCUGAAUGGCCUGCCCGAGAGUUCCUUGGAGCAGUGUGGGAUUCAUGUCAGGCUGGUGGUGUGGAGUGGCUGUCUGCACGUCAUUACCAGGACUCCAAGGACUCUGACUGCCUCAUCUUGCUGAAUGAGAGAGAGACUGCAUGGCUCAGGCUAUCUAUUCUGUCCUUGGCCACCACCUCAGCCCUAAGGAAUGUGGAAAAUGCCACCUCCCACCAUGAUGUCAAGAAGAAUGUGGCAGCCCUCAGCUUCAGGGUGCAGCAGCUGGCCCUUGCUGGGUGCUGUGACAAGGACUUCUUCAUCUCAGCUCAGUGGAGGAGCAGCUUUCAGCGCUUCCUGACAUCUGAGCCAAAUUCCUCUGUGGAUGAGCAGCUUCUUGUGCAUAUAUUAGAGUGUCUGUGUACAUGCCUCAAGGUACACUCCCAGGUGCAGGAUGCCCGCUCUUCCCUCAUAAAGCUCUUAGUUACAGAGCUGACCAACCCUUCCAGUGCCUUGCUUCACACCCUGGGUAAAGCAGGAGGCACUAGCUGGGUUGCAUCUGACUUCAGCUUGCAGGCUGUGCAGACUGUGAGGCUGUUCCGGGCAGCUGCUGGCCUUGUGGCUUGCACCUUAUCCCUCCUGUCUGAGGGGAAAGCAGGCUUUGAGACAUUUUGUGAGGACUUCUGGGACAAACUGGCAAAUGCUGUCACCUCCACACUCCUCCCCAUACUUAGUGCUAAUAAUGACCUACAGCACUACAAUGUGGCUGUGGUGGGGAUGGCUUUGGAAGUAUUGGUCCAUAUCUCACUUAAUGGCUGGCCAGGCAUGGACUUAGCAUCUCAGCUGGUCUCCAACUCUGUGAGACUGAUAAGCUCCUUCCAUCUGGGUCGUGGCCUUGCUCACAACUCCUACGUGGGCCGUCGCGUGACUCUCAACUCCUCCCUGGUGCUGCUUCAUCUUUUCUCCCAUCUCAACACUGAUUUCUCACAGGUUAUCCAAGAGGCUUCAGGUGAGGACUCCCUCUCAUGGCUGGUGUCCCUGUGGGUGUAUCGUGACCCCCUAGUGGCCAGCUGUGGACUUAAUGUGGCUGCUGCCCUUGCUGCCCAAACCUCACUCUUGCACUACAAUCUUACACAGGUCUCAGGAGGCGUGUGGGCAGCUGCUCUCAGCUACUUCCUACCUGAGGGUCGUGGCUGCCUAGUGAGAGCUUCAGCAGCCUUACUUCUAGUGCAGCUGACUCGGGUUGGACCUUCGCCAAGCAGCCCCUGGCCUUCCCCUAUAGUAGCUGAUGUAUGCACUGGGGAAUCUGUAGAUGGAUUGGAAGGGCUGAUGACCCUCCUUCAGCACUGCAACUUUUAUAGCCUUGUGCUGACCUCUCUGUCCCAUCUAAGUGUGGGGCUGGGCCUAGCUGGAACAUCCUCGCCAAUUAGGCAAGAAUGGGACCUCUCUUAG